Messenger RNA from Lepus europaeus (European hare), 4872 nucleotides. RefSeq names its product replication factor C subunit 1 (gene RFC1). Gene Ontology annotation, cellular component: nucleus; DNA replication factor C complex. Lineage: Eukaryota; Metazoa; Chordata; Mammalia; Lagomorpha; Leporidae. Bases 146 to 3592 code for a protein of 1148 amino acids. The record is from RefSeq and is a predicted model, not a curated record. Gene Ontology annotation, molecular function: DNA clamp loader activity; ATP binding; DNA clamp unloader activity. The transcript has 25 exons. Gene Ontology annotation, biological process: DNA repair; DNA replication.
ACGUCAUCACCGCGCGCUGCUGCCGCCGCUUCUUCCACUUCGCGGGAGAAGUUGUUGGCGCGAAUGGAUCCCGAGACCCGAUAACGGAUUCCCCAGACGGCCAGCACGCCCAGCCGCCCGCCCGCGCCUUAGUCCUGGGGCGGCGAUGGACAUCCGGAAAUUCUUUGGUGUUAUACCAAGUGGAAAGAAACUUGUAAGUGAUACAGGAAAGAAGAAUGAGAAAACCAAGUCUACUGAAGAAACACUGAAAUCAAAGAAAGGCAAAAAGGAAAUCAAGGUAAAUAGCUCUUACAAAGACGAUGACUUCAAGCAAAAACAACCAAACAAGAAAAAGAGGAUCAUCUAUGAUUCAGAUUCAGAAUCAGAGGAGACAGUGCAGAUAAAAAAUGCCAAAAAGCAACCAGAAAAAUUGCCAUUGUCUCCUAAACCUGGUAAAACUUUACGGCAGGAUCCUGUUACUUACAUUUCAGAAACGGAUGAAGAAGAUGACUUUGUGUGUAAAAAGGCAGCCUCUAAAUCUAAAGAGAAUGGAAGAUCUACAAAUACCUAUCUUGGAGCUUCAAACCUGAAAAAGAAUGAAGAAAAUCCCAAGGCCAAGAAUAAGCCUUUGUCACCAAUAAAGCUGACGCCCACAUCAGUGCUUGAUUAUUUUGGAACUGGAAGUGUCCAAAGAUCAGAUAAGAAGAUGGUGGCAAGCAAAAGAAAAGAACCUUCACCUAACUCAAAUGAUUCCAGAUUAAAUGAUGAAGCUAUCGCCAAGCAGUUGCAACUUGAUGAAGAUGCAGAGCUCGAGAGGCAAUUGCAUGAAGAUGAAGAGUUUGCCAGAACAUUAGCCAUGUUGGAUGAAGAACCAAAGAUCAAAAAGGUUCAAAAGGACAUAGAAGAGGGAGAAAUGUUUUCAUCUGUCCAAGACAAUUUAAGUAAUGCAGAAAAACAUAAACAUCCUAAAAAAGUAAAAACAGAACAUUUUUCAGAUGAAAGGAAAAACUACAGUCCUAAGAAGCAAGCUAAAUGUGGUAGUUCAAAGGAAGCCCUGGGACCUUCCAAGACAGCAGCUCUCACAACAGGAAAGUCCUCUUCACCAAAGGCCAGUUCUAAGUUGGCAGCGAUGAAAAUAAAAGAAGAGAGUUCUAAUAAAGAAACAGAGCCUUUGGCCUCUAAAAGAAAAGAAAAUGCCAUUGAACUGAAAGGCGAAACAAAAACUCCUAAGAAAAUCAAAAGUUCUCCAGCCAAGAAGGAGUCUAUAAGUCCUGAAGAUUCUGAAAAGAAGCGCACUAAUUAUCAAGCUUAUCGAAGCUACUUAAACCGAGAAGGUCCCAAAGCUCUGGGCUCCAAAGAAAUUCCAAAGGGAGCUGAAAAUUGCUUGGAAGGCCUUACGUUUGUAAUCACAGGAGUGCUGGAGUCCAUUGAACGAGAAGAGGCCAAGUCUCUAAUUGAACGUUAUGGAGGGAAAGUAACAGGGAACGUCAGCAAGAAGACAAACUACCUUGUCAUGGGUCGUGAUAGUGGACAGUCCAAGAGUGAUAAGGCAGCAGCCUUGGGAACAAACAUUAUUGAUGAAGAUGGCCUACUGAAUCUGAUUCGAACUAUGCCAGGGAAGAAGUCCAAGUAUGAAAUAGCCGUUGAAGCUGAGAUGAAGAAAGAAAAGUCCAAAUUGGAGAAAACACCCCAAAAAAAUAACCAAGGGAAAAGAAAAAUCAGUCCAACUAAGAAGGAAUCAGAAUCUAAAAAGAGCAGGCUGACUCCUCAAAGGGACAGCUCUAUAAAGUCAGCAAAAAAGGAAGCAAGUGUGUUUCGGAGAGGGCUGGACUUCCAGGAGCAGGUGCCUGAGGAGCCGCCUGCUGACAGCAGCACUGGGAAUGUGGCGGAUGGCAGCAGUGGAAACAAACUGGAACAUUUGCUCUGGGUAGAUAAGUAUAAGCCAACUUCACUCAAGAGCAUAAUUGGACAGCAAGGUGACCAGAGCUGUGCCAACAAACUCCUACGCUGGCUCCGCAACUGGCACAAGAGUUCUCCUGAAGAGAAAAAACAUGCAAAGUUUGGUAAAUUUGCCGGCAAAGAUGAUGGCUCCAGUUUUAAAGCAGCAUUACUCUCAGGCCCUCCAGGUGUUGGCAAAACCACCACGGCUUCUCUGGUGUGUCAGGAAUUGGGAUACAGCUACGUGGAGCUGAAUGCAAGUGACACACGGAGUAAGAAUAGUCUGAAGGCAGUUGUUGCGGAAUCACUGAAUAAUACCAGCAUCAAAGGCUUUUAUUCGAGUGGAGCAGCCCCUUCAGGAAGCGUGAAGCAUGCUCUCAUCAUGGAUGAAGUGGAUGGCAUGGCUGGCAAUGAAGACAGGGGAGGAAUUCAGGAAUUAAUUGGCCUGAUAAAACAUACUAAAAUUCCCAUUAUUUGUAUGUGCAAUGAUAGAAAUCAUCCCAAGAUUCGCUCUUUGGUCCAUUAUUGUUUUGAUCUUCGUUUUCAAAGACCUCGGCUUGAACAGAUUAAGGGUGCUAUGAUGUCUAUUGCAUUUAAAGAGGGUUUAAAGAUCCCCCCUCCAGCAAUGAAUGAAAUAAUUUUGGGAGCCAAUCAGGAUAUCAGACAGGUUUUGCACAAUCUGAGUAUGUGGUGUGCGCGAAGUAAGGCGCUAACCUAUGACCAGGCCAAGGCUGAUUCUCACAGGGCCAAAAAGGACAUCAAACUGGGCCCAUUUGAUGUUGCCCGGAAAGUGUUUGCUGCUGGAGAGGAGACUGCUCACAUGUCACUUAUGGACAAGUCAGAUCUCUUUUUCCAUGAUUAUUCCAUUGCACCCCUCUUUGUGCAGGAGAAUUACAUACAUGUGAAGCCUGUAGCUGCAGGGGGUGACAUGAAAAAGCACUUGAUGCUUUUAAGCCGAGCAGCAGAUAGCAUAUGUGAUGGUGACUUGGUGGACAGUCAGAUCCGGAGUAAGCAGAACUGGAGCCUUCUGCCCACACAGGCUAUUUAUGCCAGUGUUCUUCCUGGAGAAUUGAUGAGGGGGUACAUGACUCAGUUUCCCAACUUUCCGAGCUGGUUGGGGAAACACUCAUCUACGGGCAAACAUGAUCGUAUUGUUCAGGACCUGGCACUGCAUAUGAGUCUCAGAACUUACUCCAGCAAAAGGACCAUAAACAUGGAUUAUCUGUCCCACAUACGGGAUGCACUCGUACAGCCCUUGACCUCACAAGGGGUAGAAGGCGUACAGGAUGUUGUCGCACUUAUGGACAUGUAUUAUUUGAUGAAAGAAGACUAUGAGAAUAUCAUGGAGAUCAGCAGCUGGGGUGGCAAGCCAAGUCCCUUUUCCAAGUUGGAUCCCAAGGUGAAAGCAGCCUUCACGAGAGCGUACAACAAGGAAGCCCACCUUGCUCCGUACGCACUGCAGGCAGGCAGAACGUCUCGCCACAGCAUGGGCCCGGCCCUGGAGUCCGAGUACAGCGAGGACUUGCAGGAAGAUGAUUCUCAGACUGACGAGAAGGACCAAGACGCCGUAGAAAUGGAUGCUAUGAUCAAGAAAAAGACAAAGUCUGCAAAGUCUGCAAAACCAGACAAAGAUAAAGAAUCCAGAAAAGGAAAAGGAAAGAAUUCAAAGAAAUGAAACUGUUUUUCACUACCGACAGCCACUUUUUACUCCCUCUCCUGACCAGUCUAGCUGGUCUAGAAAAAGCGUUUAUUUUCAGAAAAAGCGUUUAUUUUCCAGAGGAACCAUGCUGACCAAUGGCAUUGGUCCCGUUCUCCAGAAAGGGCGGUGCCGCCAGGAGAAACCCAGUAGGCUCACAUACACCUCUUAUAGAGGUCGACAGGACUGCCUGGGUCCUCACUGUCCCCUGUCAACCUAACCAGAUGCUUGUGCUUCAGAAUGACUGAUUGGAACUAGAAACUGCACGUGGACUUUGCGGUCAGAUUUUAGCUAACAGUAGUGAGCUUGGGAGCGGUGGUACUGAAGCAUCUUUUGUAGGCUUAAGAAUUUUAUCAUAACGGCCUUUUAUAGGACCAAUGCUGAUUUUUUAAAAUGUAAUUCCUAUUAUGUCAGGAAAUUUUGUACAUAAAUCAUCAUCAUCCAACACAGUUCACCACCUAAAACUGGGUAUUCUUUGUACAUUGUCAGUUACCUUGCAAGGUGUUAAGUUAGGAAUAAAAUUGUUCCACAUGAUCCAUGUACAAAUUCUUAAGAUUGUAAUCUUGUACAGCAAAGUAUUAUGAUGGUAUAUUACUUUCCUUGUGAAUUUGCAAAUGAUUGGAUAAAAACAUCUUACUAUAUUCCUUACUUUACUAACCAGUUGUGUGAAACAUAACUUGGGCGGUUGAAGGCAGAACUCUGCAUUGCCAUCUCUGUGCUGUGAGAAGCGCUCAUGGAGAGAGGGGCUCUUGGCUGCUCCGGGAGGGCCGCCUGACUGCUAGACUCGCACCCUGUGCAGUCUGCACCCGUCCGGGUUACACCACAGGGCCCAGACUGUGUCGCACUCCUGGGCUUGCUCUGGCGGGGGACAAAGAGAACACUGGCUUUUGUUGACUUUGUCCCUGGGAGAUCCAGUUCUGUUCUGUGAUGGCUUCCACAAACUCUGUUGGAACUGCAGUGUGUCCAGGUAACGGUAUCUGUGGCCUGAGGCUGUGGAGCAGGCCUGGAGCUGGGGUGUCUGGCUGUUUUUGAGUCUUGUCAGUGAAUGCUCAGAGGUAUGUACACCUCUGUGAGGUAUACACCAAAAGAAAACUAAAAAUAAGGGUUGUCUUCCCUGCCUUUAUGGGACUGUCUUGUUUGGGAGAUGAGACAUGAAGUUCUUGAGACAUUUAAAGUGUAUUUGCCAGUGUGAAAAAUGCCUUUUAUGGAGAUUAAUUCAUUAUUGAAAUAAAACAUCGCCUUAAGCUUUCGCUUACUCA